Messenger RNA from Drosophila erecta, 539 nucleotides. RefSeq lists its product as uncharacterized. Bases 203 to 472 code for a protein of 89 amino acids. The transcript is spliced from 2 exons. Lineage: Eukaryota; Metazoa; Arthropoda; Insecta; Diptera; Drosophilidae. The record is from RefSeq and is a predicted model, not a curated record.
CUCAAUGUCGCUGGGCCAGAAGCAACAAGAAAAGUGGGUCUAGUGGCCAUUGUUUUCAGCUUGCUGAUGUGCACAAUGGAAAAGCCGAUGCAUACAGAUAUCUAUAUUUGAAAUCUGGACAACAGCUGGAAGAGGCAAAGGUAAAGAAACAGCAAAGAGCCCGAAUGCGGAUUAGUUGCAAAACGUUGCUCGAGUCUCGGAGAUGGCACUGCAGCUGCAAAUUGAGAAGCUCAAAGGUUUGGACAACUACAAGGCCUGGUCGAUGACGGUGCGGGCGUAUCUGGAGUCGGAGGAACUCUGGACGGUGGUGGAGAAUGGUCCCGAGAACAACGAGGAGUCCCUGCUGAAGGACAAGCGAGCCAAGUUCUUGAUUCUCUGCCUGAUCGAGACCAAGCUGUGCCAAUUCAUGGUCAGCAUCCGCACAGCUCGGGAUCUGUGGAAUUACCUGCGCACCCAGCACUCGCUGCGUUAAAGUAGAAAUCAAUAUAUAUCAGUUUCAGUCCAUUGUAUUACAAUAAUAUAUGAAUUACACUUGGAAA